GAGACUGGCGGUCGCAUAAUUUCUGAUUAUCCGCCGUCAUGGCAGCGGCCUGGGAGCUGUGGUUAUGGUUGAAACAGCGAAUACGGCUGGCCCCACUGCGGGAAGCUCUGCGCCAGUAUCCGCUCUUUUGUUUCAUCCUGCUUUCCCUUACACUGUCCACCAUCCUGCUGUACAGAUACCUUCACAUUUUUAUGAUCUUCUGGUCAUUUGUUGGUGGUGUCGCCACCUUCUACUGCCUUCUGGAGUGGGACACUUUACUCCCGAAUAUCCUUUUUAACUUAAAACACAAGCCCAAGCUGGAGCUGCAAGAGCUUUUCCCCCAAGGUCAUAGCUGUGCCGUGUGCGGUAAUGUAAAGUGCAAGCGGCAUAGACCAACCCUUCAGCUCGAAAACUAUCAGCCAUGGCUGGACCUGAAAGUGCCAUCUAAGGUUGAUGCCUCUCUCUCGGAGGUAUUUGAACUAGUGCUGGAAAAUUUUGUUUAUCCAUGGUAUCGGGAAAUUACUGAAGACGAGUCUUUUGUAGAUGAACUGAGGCUGGCAUUGCGUUUCUUUGCUUCUGUUCUUGUACGAAGAAUCCAGAAAGUUGAUAUUCCAUCGGUUAUAACGAAGAAAUUGUUGAAAGCUGCUAUGAAGCACAUUGAAAUCAUUGCAAAAGCAAGGCAAAAAGUGAAAAACUCCGAAUACCUACAGCAGGCUGCUUUGGAGGAGUACGGACCUGACCUCCAUGUCGCUCUGAGAAGCCGCAGAGAAGAGCUGAUCUACCUCAGAAAACUUACAGAGCUUCUCUUUCCUUUUAUUCUACCUCCUAAAGCAACUGAUAGCAGACCUCUGACAUUGUUGGUGAGAGAGAUUUUGUGUGGUUCUGUGUUACUGCCUUCGCUGGACUUCCUGUCUGAUCCGGACAAUGUCAAUCGGUUGCUUCUUAUUUUCAUGGAUGACAGUCCGCCUGAAGAAGCUACUGAGCCAAUUUCAAAUUUGGUUCCAUUUCUGCAGAAAUUUGCCGAGUCUAAAAACAAGAAUCCCUCGGUGCUGAAACUAGAACUGAAAGAAAUUCGGGCAGAACAGGAUCUUUUAUUCCGAUUCAUGAAAUUUCUGACGUGUGAGGGAGCUGUGCAUGUCUUACAGUUUUGCCUGACUGUGGAAGAGUUUAAUGACAAAAUUCUACAACCAGAACUACCUGACGAUGAAAUGCUGUCUCUGCAUGAAGAGGUGAAAAAAAUAUAUCACACCUACUGUGUGGAAGAAAGCAGGGAUAAAAUACGAUUUGAUCCUUUUAUUGUGGAGGAAAUUCAAAGAAUAGCUGAAGGCCCUUACCAGGAGGUGGUGAAGCUGCAAACCAUGCGUUGCCUUUUUGAAGCUUAUGAACAUGUGCUUUCUCUCUUGGAGAAUGUGUUCACGCCAAUGUUUUGUCACAGUGAUGAGUAUUUUAGACAACUUCUCGAAGGUGCAGAGUCCCCAACACGAAGCUCAAAGUUUAACAGAAAUAGCCUCAGUUUGGAUGAUAUCCGGAGUACACAUAAAAGAGGAGAACCUUCAGGGAUUGGGAAAAUUGGCAGCAGAAUAAAAGGGGUGUUCAAGAGCACAACAAUGGAGGGGGCAAUGCUGCCUAACUAUGGACAGGUGGAUGGAGACGAUGUGAUAGAAGAAGCCAUUAUGGUGUUAGAAGAUGAUUCCCCAGUUGAAGUUCUUAGCGCAUCAACACCCAACACACCUCGUAACCUCUCCGCUUGGAAAAUCACUAUUCCUUAUGUAGACUUUUUCGAGGAUCCUUACCUAGAAAAAAGAGAUCGAAAAGAGAGGAUUCCUGUUUUUUGUAUAGACGUUGAGAGGAAUGAUAGAAAAGCAGUGGGCCAUGAACCCGAGCACUGGUCUGUUUGCAGAAAAUACAUCGAGUUUUAUGUCCUGGAAUCUAAACUCACUGAAUUCCACGGUACAUUUCCUGAUGCUCAGCUUCCAUCAAAAAGAAUAAUUGGGCCCAAAAACUAUGAAUUUUUAACUUCUAAAAGAGAAGAAUUUCAGGAAUACCUACAGAAACUCCUACAGCAUCCAGAGUUAAGUAACAGUCAGUUGUUGGCUGACUUCUUAUCCCCCAACAGCUUGGAGACACAGUUCCACGAUAAGAUCUUACCAGAUGUCAAUCUUGGGAAAAUGAUCAAGUCAGUUCCAGGAAAAUUAAUUAAGGAGAAAGGACAACAUUUGGAACUCUUUAUCAUGAAUUUCAUCAAUUCCUGUGAAUCUCCCAAACCGAAACCAAGUCGGCCGGAAUUGACGAUCCUUAGUCCAACCUCUGAAAAUAAUAAGAAGCUGUUUAAUGAUCUCUAUAAGAACAAUGCUAAUCGAUCUGAGAACACUGAGCGAAAAUAUAACCAAAACUACUUUAUGGAGGUGAUGACCGUAGAGGGGGUUUAUGACUAUUUAAUGUAUGUAGGGCGCGUUGUAUUCCACAUUCCCGAUUGGUUUCAUCACUUGCUUAUGGGUGGACGGAUCCUUUUAAAGGAAACCCUAGAGACCUACACAGACCACUAUCUGCAACGUAAAUUGGACCAAUUAGUUCAGGAACAUCGCUUAGUCUCGUUAAUUACACUUCUUCGAGAUGCUGUGUUUUGUGAAACUGCUGAACCAAGAUCUUUACACUUGAAACAGAAACGUGCAAAGUUGACGUUUGAAGAAAUGAUGCGCUACAUUCCCGACAUAAUUGGAAAAUGUAUUGGGGAGGAUGCAAAAUAUGAAGGAAUUAGGCUACUUUUCGAUGGUCUGCAACAACCCAUACUAAACAAACAGCUGUCUUAUGUACUAUUGGAUAUUGUUAUACAGGAAAUAUUCCCAGAACUUGGCAAGCCACAGAAGGAGGUUUUGGCUGCGCCAUCCUGGAUAUGAAAGCAGGAGAAGAAAUUUCAUGAAAACAUGUACUCUAAAGUAUGGAAAAUACUGUUAGUAACAGCUUCCAGAAUCAUAUUAUUUUUAUUUUUUUACAAAGGGUGGUAACAUCUAUUCCUUCAUUCUUUCCAAAAGGUAAAGAAAAACAUAUGCUCAGAUGUUAUACAUAUGAAUUGUAGUAUUUCCUUUUUUCUGCACAAGUGAAAAAACAGACUGCAUUUUUAUGCUUUUUGCAACAUGCACUUUCUCCUUUAGUGUAGUACUGUAUUUAGUCUUGACAAUGUUGUACAUUUUUUGUAAAUAUUUCCUGAAUGAAAAUCCUUCAUGACUAAAGAUAAAAUAAAAGUUGUGAUUAGAGUUCAA
Molecule: messenger RNA, 3239 nt
Organism: Spea bombifrons (plains spadefoot toad)
Lineage: Eukaryota; Metazoa; Chordata; Amphibia; Anura; Pelobatidae
Gene: SNX14
Product: sorting nexin 14
Exons: 29
Coding region: 39-2876 (945 amino acids)
Biological process (GO): autophagosome maturation
Cellular component (GO): late endosome
Molecular function (GO): phosphatidylinositol-3,5-bisphosphate binding
Source: RefSeq, a predicted model, not a curated record